AUGUGGUCAGCUUUAUUCUGGAUUUGCAAGUCACUGGUUUUUAAAUAUUUUGAUAAUUGUACUUUAGCACGAGAUGCAGAGGAAAGGGAAAAGUGGGUCAAUGCUCUGGAGAACACCAUACUACGACAUUCCAGUGCGGGCAAGAGGGUAGAUCAGAGAGACUCCGUGACUGCUGAGGAUUUUGAUCGGAAGCUUGCUGAGACAGACGCCUACCUCCAAAUCAUGUUGGACCAGGUCCAGGCCCUGGAGACGAGGAUCGAGGCCUGCGAGGAUUUGGCUGCCAAAGAGAAAUACAACGUGAUCAAAGUUACUGCUGAGGCUAUGAUAGAGGCAAUUAAACACUCCAUUGUAAUGCUGCAGAUAUCUAAGGAGAGUCUGAAUGGCCCGGUUAUGAAUGGUUCUGUACAUGAAGCCAUCCUCACAACUGGUGCUGACUUCAAUCAUUUUGGUGCUACGGGAAUCAUGUCAGAAGCUGAUCUCUCCUCAACCACGUCCCCUAUUUCUCCACGUGUUCCAGAAACCUCUUAUUCCAGUAGUGAGGAUGAAGAAUUUUUUGAAGCUGAAGAAUUCAAACAUGCCUCUUCUAGUCCCCUUCCACAACAUGCAGAUGACAAAUCAGAAAAUGCCACCAAAUUCACGGAGGGUGAGGAGACAGAGGAAACAGAGACAAGUGAUGGGGGCAGGGCAGACUGUCAGCAGGUAAUCAAGGCGGAGGAUGAUUACUACGAUGAACUCUAUGAUGAACAGGACAAAGAAGAUUUGGGGUCAUUAGAAAAACAUGGCAGUAUAAUAGCUCACCUGUUGUCACAGGUGAGAAUCGGAAUGGACCUCACAAAAGUCGUCCUCCCCACGUUUAUCCUGGAGAGACGCUCACUCCUCGAAAUGUACGCAGACUUCUUUGCUCACCCAGACCUGUUUGUCAAAAUUGUAGACAUGAAGACCCCACAGGACAGAAUGAUACAGCUUGUCAGGUGGUACCUAUCAGCAUUCCAUGCUGCCAGAAACAGUGAUAUCGCCAAAAAAGCUUACAAUCCGAUCCUUGGGGAAACAUUCAAGUGUCACUGGAAAAUCCCAGGAAUGGAGGCUGAAGGGGAGAAAGCUGUAGAUGGGCCGUGUGAAGAAGCCACAAAUAACAACCUAGCCUUUGUAGCAGAGCAAGUGUCUCAUCACCCUCCCAUUUCAGCAUUUUAUGCAGAACAUAAGUCAAAAAGAAUAACAUUAGAUGGUUAUAUUUGGACCAAGUCCAAGUUCCUGGGGCUGUCAAUAGGUGUUCACAUGAUCGGACAGGGUGUGGUAUCAGUGAUCGAUCAUGAUGAAGAAUACGUCAUUACAUUCCCUAACGGAUAUGGUCGGUCAAUUCUGACAACCCCCUGGGUGGAGAUGGGGGGUAAGGUGACCAUGUCAUGUGCCAAAACAGGAUACAAUGCUACUGUCACUUUUCACACAAAGCCAUUCUACGGAGGGAAGAAACAUAGAGUGACCAGUGAAAUUUUUGCUCCCAAUGAAAAGAAACCCCUGGUGACUAUUGAUGGGGAAUGGAACGGAGUCAUGUACGCCAAACAUGCCACGGGGAUGAAUGAGGUGUUUGUGGAUACAAAGAGGAUGCCAGUGGUGAAGAAACUCGUGAAGCCAAGGGAGAAACAGGGAGAGUUUGAGUCUAGGAGGCUUUGGCAGGAUGUGACUUAUAGCUUGAAGUAUAAUGAGGUGGAUAAAGCUACGGAAUUCAAACAGAGAUUAGAGCAGAGACAGAGAGAAGAGGCAAGGGAGAGGAAGGAAAGGGGCGUGUCCUGGGAAACCAAGAAUUUUCAUGAAGUUGGAGAACACUGGGUAUAUGACAAACCUCUACAGAAGAGACUGAAGAAUGCUUCCCCUGUCUCCAGUAACUCACAUACACCCAACAGUUAG
This is a messenger RNA of Saccostrea echinata, 1905 nucleotides long. Its product is annotated as oxysterol-binding protein-related protein 9-like. Gene Ontology annotation, cellular component: cytosol; membrane; intracellular membrane-bounded organelle. Gene Ontology annotation, molecular function: sterol binding. Bases 1 to 1905 code for a protein of 634 amino acids. The record is from RefSeq and is a predicted model, not a curated record. The transcript has 17 exons. Lineage: Eukaryota; Metazoa; Mollusca; Bivalvia; Ostreida; Ostreidae.